Messenger RNA from Solanum lycopersicum (tomato), 995 nucleotides. Its product is annotated as serine/arginine-rich splicing factor SR45a. The record is from RefSeq and is a predicted model, not a curated record. Gene Ontology annotation, biological process: positive regulation of mRNA splicing, via spliceosome. Gene Ontology annotation, cellular component: spliceosomal complex. NCBI's taxonomy places the organism in Eukaryota, Viridiplantae, Streptophyta, Magnoliopsida, Solanales, Solanaceae. Gene Ontology annotation, molecular function: RNA binding.
GGGCAUAACUAAAAUUGUGAUUAUUUAUGACAGGCACGCUUAAAGCUUCAACUCUUGCAUCAUUCUAGUCGAGUCAAUUUAGGGAUCGCUUCGUAUUGGCAAUUUAGGGUUCGCUCCAUCAUCCGAAAUGGCUGAUUCUCCACGCAAAAGGUAUUCCCGCUCUCCUUCACCUUGGGAAGAAAAGUCAAGAUCUCGCUCUCGAUCCCCAACUAGAUCACAGUCAAGGCCAAGAGGAAGAUCAAGGUCCAGAAGUCAUGGAAGGGCUGAAGAUACUAAUCCUGGAAACACACUCUAUGUGACUGGAUUAUCUUCAAGGGUCACUCAAAGGGAUCUUGAAGAGCAUUUCUCAAAGGAGGGAAAGGUGAAGUCAGCUUUUCUGGUUGUGGAGCCCCGUUCUCGCAUCUCUCGUGGUUUUGCUUUCAUAACAAUGGAUAGUCUUGAGGAUGCCAAUCGCUGCAUUAAGCACCUUAAUCAGUCCGUCCUUGAAGGCCGGUCCAUAACGGUGGAGAAGUCUCGUAGAAAACGGCCAAGGACUCCAACACCUGGUCAUUAUCUUGGGCUUCAUCAGAGCGCAAGGGGUGAUGGUUAUCAUGGUGAUCGGGGUAGGUAUCGUGGCCGUGGUGACUAUGGGUACCGAAGAUCUCCAAGACGUUCUCCAUAUAGAGGUGGGCGAGAUUAUUCUCCCAGACACUCUCCAUAUAGAGGUGGGCGAGAUUAUUCUCCUAGACGCUCACCUUAUGCUGGAAGGUCGAGACGUGCGCGAUCCCGGUCAUAUUCUCCUUAUGAAAGGAACUACCCUCGUGGUUAUAGAUAAGUGGGUUUCGUCCUCAGCUAUGGAAACUGCUUUUGUAAGGAUCUAUAAGUUUGAUGUGGACUAGUCUUGAUGUUAAAGAGUACUGGUUAAUGAAUGUAUGUCUGGGUUACACCUUGAAUGUGGAUUAUCUGUAAUCUUUCUGAAACUUUAUGAUGUAUGUAUUCUCUUUCGUUGCUUGUCA